This is a messenger RNA of Coregonus sp. 'balchen', 7134 nucleotides long. The record is from the annotation of a GenBank genome assembly. NCBI's taxonomy places the organism in Eukaryota, Metazoa, Chordata, Actinopteri, Salmoniformes, Salmonidae.
AUGUCUCUUAUAGAAGGUCUUCUCCAGACAUCAAGCACGGUGACAUUGCUGGGGGCUGUGCUGUUUCUCCUUGUCCUCUACCUCCGUUCUUCUGGUUCCAGCUCUGAGGAACAGGGGAAAGAGCCUCCAGGACCCAGGCCGCUGCCCCUGCUUGGCAACAUGCUCCAGCUGGAUCUCAAGAGGCCCUACCUCACUCUCUGCGAGGUAAGAUGAAGUGCUGCUUUGCUUUCAGAGAAAAUCAUGUUGAGGUUGUUGACAUAAUCUGUAAGAUUGUUUUAUCUGAUUUAUAUCGUUUUCUUGCUAUUUCACCAGGUUUGAAAAGUUCAGUAAGCAAACUGAUAUAAUGAACUCAGUCCGGCACAUUGUACAUGCUUUUAGCUGGCAAAUGUUUGGUAUUUGGGAUUUUAUUAGGAUCCCCAUUAGCUGUUGCAAAAGCCGCAAUACAGAACAGUAAUAGAUAAGAACAGAUCAAGGACAGAACUACAUACAUUUGUUUAAUGUUCUAUUUUGUAGUGUAUACUGUAUGUCCUGGGUUCUUGUUAACAAAACAAUCCUGGGUUUAAAUACAUAGAGUAUUUUAAGUAUUUGUUUUUGACUCUUUUCUGUGUUUUUUGUGUGAGUGUUUUCUAAUACACAGCUGAAAACAACUACUUCAAAUAGAAACAUAAAUAAAUAAAUAAAAUAAAGUAGUUGUACAUACAUCCCAAUACUUUCCAAAUGUAUUUCCAAUAAGAAACUUUGUCUAAAUACUUAUUUUGAAAUGUUUAUGUAAGUGAAUAGUAUUUGAACACAGGUCUGCCCUCAACUGUAACUGUAAACCACUGUCUUCAGGCUGUUUCUUGACUGAAACAUGUUUAACAAGCUGUAUGUGAUGUCCAGUUUUGUGCUUAUUCAUAUAUCAUUACGAGACAUAACUGAGUCUAUGGUAUACUUUAUGUAUGCUUUAUCUGUCCAGCUUUCCAAGAAAUAUGGCUCCAUCUUCACGGUUCACUUUGGACCCAAGAAAGUGGUUGUUCUGGCUGGAUACAAGACGGUCAAGCAGGCACUGGUCAACCAGGCAGAGGACUUUGGGGACAGGGACAUCACUCCUGUUUUCUAUGAUUUCAACCAAGGACAUGGUAAUGAUAUUUUACUCUUAUUCUUAAAGGGAUAGUUCACUCAAAUUACAACAUGUCUAAUUGGUUUCCUUACCAUGUAAGCAGUCUAUGAACAAUCUAAGACAACAAUCCAUGCUUUGGUUUUGUUUACCUGGCCACUGUCUCCAAAUACUAACUUGUCCAAAAUCCAAUACAAAUCAAUGUCAUCCAUAUUAUCAUGUUUUGCCUUUCAUGUCCAAAUCAUCUUAAAGUAAUUGUCCAGUGUUUCCAGAUUUCUAUGAAAUAUGACCUAUAAUUAAUUACAAUAUGAGUGAAAUAGUUUUACUUCCCAAAAAAUGGUAAAUCAUGUUAAAAAGCAGAUUUUCUGUGUUGGAAUGCCCCAACAAGAGAAUGGUGUGAGCAUGUACCGGUCAUAAAAAAUAUUCAUGUGAGUAGACCACUGAUUGGCCAGUUCUUUCUCCUCAGGAGGAUGACAUCAUCCUCUAUGAGGAAAUAGCAAGCAUUUUUAAACGGUCUGUUUGAAAGGGGGUAUUUGACGUGUUUGUUGUCCAAUUUAUACUUUGGCGAAAAAUACGAGUAUACUGUAAGAUCUCAACAAUAUUGUGGGUAUGAGUUAACAAAUUAUGAACUUUUAAAAGUGAGAUUUUCGGCCUCCCGAGUGGCGCAGCGGUCUAAGGCACUGCAUUGCAGUGCUUGAGGCGUCACUACAGACCCGGGUUCAAUCCUGGGCUGUGUCACAGCCGGCCGUAUCCAGGAGAGCCAUGAGGCGGCGCACAAUUGGCCCAGCAUCGUCCGGGUUAGGGAGGGUUUGGCCGGCCGGGAUUUCCUUGUCCCAUCGCGCUCUAGCGACUCCUGUGGCGGGCCGGGCGCAUGCAUGCUGACUCCGGUCGCCAGUUGUUUCCUCCGACACAUUGGUGCGGCUGGCUUCCGGGUUAAGUGUACAGUGUGUCAAAAAGCAGGGUCGUGUUUCGGAGGACGCAUGGCUCUCGACCUUCGCCUCUCCUGAGCCCGUACGGGAGUUGCACCGAUGGGACAAGACGGUAACUACCAAUUGGAUAUCAUAAAAAGGGGUAAAAGUACCACAAAAAAAACUAAAACAUUAAAGUGAGAUUUUCACUGGACAGUUACUUUAAAGCAACUAUAUUGAGCUACACAAUAUAUUUCUGACAAUUUGAGAGGAUUUGGAUAUGAAAUGCAUUACAAGCUAUUGAAAGUAUUUUUCUAGCCUGAUUGCUCCGUUCACCAUUUUGUUUACUAAUGUAUCAGUUUGGACCAAUAGGGUGUUUGGAAUAAGCCAGAAAAUGUCUGGUCCAAUCAGGCCGUCCUCUGAUUGGUUGAAAGUGAUCCAAUUGCUAACAAGUUAGUUUUGAAUAAUACCACAGAUUUGUCACAUUUGACUGUAGGCUCAAACAGUUUCAAUGAGGAGGAAUGCCAGAAAGAUACUUGAGGUGAAAUAGAAUGGUGAACGCAGCGAUCUGCCUGGUUCCACAAUUCCAACAAAUGGUCUUAUUCUAAUCCUCUGCAAAUAAUAUACAUGUCUAUGAUGACUUAACUGGUUACCAGAAAGGUUGCAGGGAUCAUUUGGAAAAUUAUGAAUUUUCUUGGUACAUUAUAGUAAAUGGCAUAUAUUUUAUUACUGUAUAUAUUAUUAUUAUUAUUAUUAUUAUUAUUAUUAUUACACUUUGAAUUGUCAUGGAAACGAACUACCUUCUUUACAGGGAUUCUGUUUGCCAAUGGAGACUCAUGGAAAGAGAUGAGGCGCUUUGCCCUGACGAACCUUAGAGACUUUGGGAUGGGCAACAAAGGGAGUGAAGACAAAAUCUUAGAGGAAAUCCCUUAUCUGAUUGAAGUGUUUGAAAAACACGACGGUAAGAGCAAUAUAGGUAUCUCUACACUGUAGUAGUAGAAGUAGCAUGAUGUAUUUCUAGGUGAUUUAUAGGUAAAAAAUCUGGCUAUUUAAAUCAUAGUAUUACUAAAUAGCUAAUUGGCUUGUUUAGUGAUCGUGUGGGUUCUGGAAAGCUUGUUUUGCAAUUGAUUUCAAUGUUUUGUCUAUCACAGGUCAGGCAUUUGACACCACCCAGCCUGUGAUUUAUGCUGUCUCCAACAUAAUCUCGGCCAUUGUCUAUGGCAGCAGGUUUGAAUACACUGACCCCCUAUUCACAGGCAUGGCAGAUAGGGCCAAUAAGAGCAUACGCCUUCUAGGCACCGCAUCAAUUCAGGUACAGUCUGCUUAUUCAGGCCACUCUGUUUUGACUCCCUUUUCUCAAUAAAUCAUGUCUGUUUCAGUGUUUUUAAACUGAAAUAUCAUAAUUGGAUAAGUCUCCACUCCCCUGAGGGAAUACUUGGUGGCAGCCAUUACAGCUGUGAAUCGUUUUCAUUAAGAUUCUAUCAACUUUGCAAGACUCUUUGGGCAACAUAUAGCCAUCAUUUCUGUCAAAAUUGCUCAAUAUCAGUACAUUUGGUUGGGGAUCAUUGAUGGACAGCGAUAUUUAAACUUUGUCUCUGAUUUUUUUAAAGCAGAUUUAAGUCAGGACAGGCUACACCACUCAGGAACACUCGACAUCUCUUGGAAAGCCAUUUUGGUGUGUCAUUUACAUAAAAAUGUGUGUAAUUGUCCCUCAGAAAAAUAGAACCUUAUCCCAGGGUUAGGUUUUCAGAAGACUGGAGGUAUUUCCUUUGAUCCUAACAAACUCUCCAGACACAUAACAUGAUGCUGCCACCACAAUACUUUAAAACACAAAGGGAUAACAACAUUGCAUUCAUUCCAUAUUACUGGCCUGUGAAAAGAAAGAAGCCUGUGUUAAGAAAAUCCACUCCAAAUCAUCCAUUCUGUUUGCAACAAGGCUUUUAAAUAACACUGCAAGACAACACGUCAAAUCAAUUAACUUUUUGGCCUAAAUUAAAAACUACAGGGUUGGGUCAAAUCCAAUGCAUACAACACAGAGUGAAACCCUCUCUAUUUUUAAGUAUUGUGUUGGCGGCAUCAUCCUAAAACAAAUGAUAGUCCCACAAAGCCCAAACCAGAUGGGAUGGCAUAUCGUUGCAGAAUGCUGUGGUAGCCAUGCUGGUUAAGUGUGCCUUGAAUUCUAAAUAAAUCACAGACAGUGUCACCAGCAAAACACCCCCACACCAUAACACCUCCUCCUCCAUGCUUUACGGUGGGAACUACACAUGCGGAGAUCAUCCGUUCACCCACACCGCGUCUCACAAAGACACGGCGGUUGGAACCACAAAUCUCCAAUAUGGACUCCAGACCAAAGGACACAUUUCCACCGGUCUAAUGUCCAUUGCUUGUGUUUCUUGGCCCAAGCAGGUCUCUUCUUCUUAUUGGUGUCCUUUAGUAGUGGUUUCUUUGCAGCAAUUCGACCAUGAAGGCCUGAUUCACACAGUCCCCUCUGAACAGUUGAUGUUGAGUCUGUGACUUGAACUCUGUGAAGCAUUUCUUUGGGCUGCAAUUUCUGAGUCUGGUAACUCUAAUGAACUUAUCCUCUGCAGCAGAGGUAACUCUGGGUCUUCCAUUCCUGUGGCGGUCCUCAUGAGAGCCAGUUUCAUCAUAGCGCUUGAUGGUUUUUGUGACUGCACUGGAAGAAACUUUGAAAGUUAUUUAAAUGUUCCGUAUUGUCUGACCUUCAUGUCUUAAAGCAAUGAUGGACUGUCGUUUCUCUUUGCUUAUUUUAGCUGUUCUUGCCAUAAUAUGGACUUGGUCUUUUACCAAAUAGGGCUAUCUUCUGUAGACCCCCCCUACCUUGUCACAACACAACUGAUUGGCUGAAACGCAUUAAGAAGGAAGGAAAUUCCACAAAUUAACUUUUAACAAGGCACACCUGUUAAUUGUAAUGCAUUCCAGGUGACUACCUCAUGAAGCUGUUUGGGAGAAUGCCAAGAGUGUGCAAAGCUGUCAUCAAGGCAAAGGGUGGCUAUUUGAAGAAUCUCAAAUAUAAAAUAUAUUUUGAUAUGUUUAACACUUUAUUGGUUACUACAUGAUUCCAUAUGUGUUAUUUUAUAGUUUUGAUGUCUUCACUAUUAUUCUACAAUGUAAAAAAAUUAAGAAAAACCCUUGAAUGAGAAUGUGUCCAAACUUUUGACUGGUAGUGUAUGUAUUUAAUGUAGUUUAUUUAUAAAAUGUAUAUGUAAUUUAAUUUAUAUGUAUAUAUUUAAUAAUAUAAUUAUAGUUAUCUGGUGUGUAUAAUAUGUUAUGUAAUACUGUUAUAAGUAAUUUAUUCAAGCAGAUAUUAAAAUAUAAUGUUAUGCCUAUUCUACCUGUAUCUCUGUAUAGAUGUAUAACAUGUUUCCCUGGUUGGGUCCAUGGAUAAAGAACCUGACGAGUCUGAAGGAAAUUGUUGUCGAUAUGAAGAUGGAGGUGGGAAAGCUGGUGAGGGGCCUGAAGGAGACUCUGAACCCUCAGAUGUGUAGAGGCUUUGUGGACUCGUUCCUUGUCCGAAAGCAGACCCUGGAGGUAUGAAGAGUUAAUGCAGAAUCUGCAUCUCACUCAUACAUAACUAAGUGUUGCAUCGAUAUUUCUCAGUAGAACUAUACAGAAUAUUAUACAUUUCUAUGACACCCUGUGGUGCACUUGGAUACUGCAGCAGAACACAACUAACUUGAAUUGUCCAGCACUAACAUGUAUGCAUAUGACUGAAUGCCAGAUGAGGGGGGAUAGAACUAGAGUUUUCUCCUUAUCAUCAGAAUCACAUGUAAACUCACACAGUUCCUCAAGCUGCUUUAAUAGAAUGUGUUGAUUAUCUGUGAAUAACGUACAACAGCUCCUUAAGCAACUGUUGUGCAUAAUAAUAUGUCAUCUGAGGGUCUGUUUCUGUUAGGAAUCUGGCAAUAUGGAUUCUCUCUACCAUGACAACAACCUGGUAAUUAGUGUUACAAACCUGUUUGGUGCUGGUACCGACACCACCGGGACAACCCUGCGCUGGGGUCUGCUGCUAAUGGCCAAGUACCCUCACAUACAGGGUAAGGAUUUAUAUAAACACAAACGCACACAUUCACUGAGACAAAACACUGAGGCACUCAUGGUGUUACAAGUUGUAAACAUUGGCAAAGGGACAACUUGAAGCAGAGGUUAUGAAACUAGAUUUGGAUGGCUGGGUUAAUAAAGGUCAAACAUUAACCCAGGUUUAUAAGUUUCACUGCAGUAACUCCAAACCCUCCCUCCUUUCUUUCUCAGACCGGGUCCAGGAUGAGAUCAACAGGGUCAUAGGAAGUCGUCAGCCCUUGGUAAAGGACAGGAAGAACCUGCCCUACACUGAUGCAGUGAUCCAUGAGAUCCAGAGACUGGCCAAUAUUGCACCCAUGGCCAUCCCUCACACCACCAGCCGAGACGUUACCUUCCAGGGAUAUUUCAUCAAGAAGGUCAGAUACUGUACAUGGCUGUCUAAUAAAAUAAAUUAAAUAAGGCUGAAAUUAUUGUAAUCCACUCGUUCGGAGUGUGCACUUCAUUUAUGAAACAAGUUUAAUCACUUUUACUCUGAAUAUAACAGUGUCCUACGCUUCACUCUCACUGCAGGGGACAUCUGUGAUUCCUCUACUGACCUCUGUCCUACAGGACGAUAGCGAAUGGGAGAGCCCCCAAACGUUUAACCCCGCCCACUUUCUGGAUGAGCAGGGAGGAUUUGUCAGGAAGGACGCCUUCAUGGCCUUCUCUGCAGGUAUAUGAACUUCAUCAUUUGUAUGAAAAUGUAUGCACUCACUAACUGUAAGUCACACUGGAUAAGAGUGUCUGCUAAAUGACUAAAAUGUAAAUCAUUUAGCAAAUUAUUUCAUUGCAAGAAGUAGAGAAAUUGUGGUAGCGUUUUGGACAGACUUCAUGCUAUUUUCUAUAUCUUUGGUCUCUCUCGCAGGUCGUAGGGUGUGUCUGGGGGAGGGUCUGGCCAGGAUGGAGCUCUUCCUCUUCUUCACCUCCCUCCUGCAGCACUUUAGUUUCUCUCCUCCUCCUGGAGUAACAGAGGAUGAUCUGGACCUCACACCAUCCGUGGGGUUCACCCUCAAUCCUUCCCCUCACCAGCUGUGUGCUGUCAGCCGCAUCUGA